This is a messenger RNA of Neoarthrinium moseri, 378 nucleotides long. RefSeq lists its product as uncharacterized. The coding region runs from base 1 to 378 and encodes 125 amino acids. The record is from RefSeq and is a predicted model, not a curated record. Lineage: Eukaryota; Fungi; Ascomycota; Sordariomycetes; Amphisphaeriales; Apiosporaceae. The transcript is spliced from 2 exons.
AUGUCUGGCAACAAGACGACCCUCACUGGCCGCGACCUCGAGCUCGCCGGACUUGUCUGGCAGUGCUUCGAUACCGAGCCCAAGAUCAACUAUGCAAAGCUUGCAGAACUUGCCGGCUUCAAGAACAGCGCUACAGCAUCCGCCUGCUGGGGCCCUGUCAAGAAGAAGCUGAUGGCUGCUGCCGACAAUGGUGAAGGCCCUGCCACCACCCCCAAGUCGGCCAAGCGCAAGGCGACCACCAAAGCAGACGACGGCACUCCGAUCAAGAAGGCUCGUACCCCAAAGGCCAAGGCCAAGGCCACCGUCGAUACCACCCCUGCCGAAGACGAGCCAGUCAAGGAUGAAGAAGAUGUUGACGCCAUCGAUGCUGAGGCCUAG